AAGGAAAAUCAUUCCGAGGAACCAAUGGUGGGUUUGACUGAUCUUAUUGAUGGCGCAGCGUGUCUUUAUCUGGGGGACACCGAAGCGGCUAUUAAAAGUUUCCGAAACUGUCUGAAAUGUAGGUAUCCGUCCAAAGACGAGUACGACCAGCAUGUCAGCGCAUUUGCGUUGUAUGAAUUAGGAAGUAGCCUUAAUAAUAAUAACAAUCCUAAUGAAGGCAAAAAUUUCUUGUCAAAAGCGCAAACUCAGUACAAAGAUUAUGACUUUGAAACUCGACUCAAUUUGCGUAUACAUGCCGCCCUGAAAAAUAUAUAGUGACGUUAAGCGUAUAAUAUUACAAUAUGAGAUAGUUUUAGUAUCGACAA
This is a messenger RNA of Acromyrmex echinatior (Panamanian leafcutter ant), 365 nucleotides long. RefSeq names its product tetratricopeptide repeat protein 39C-like. NCBI's taxonomy places the organism in Eukaryota, Metazoa, Arthropoda, Insecta, Hymenoptera, Formicidae. Gene Ontology annotation, biological process: cilium assembly. The record is from RefSeq and is a predicted model, not a curated record. Gene Ontology annotation, molecular function: protein binding.